This is a messenger RNA of Drosophila miranda, 3004 nucleotides long. RefSeq names its product calcium-binding mitochondrial carrier protein Aralar1 (gene aralar1). Lineage: Eukaryota; Metazoa; Arthropoda; Insecta; Diptera; Drosophilidae. The record is from RefSeq and is a predicted model, not a curated record. Gene Ontology annotation, cellular component: uniplex complex. The transcript has 10 exons. Gene Ontology annotation, molecular function: calcium ion binding; L-aspartate transmembrane transporter activity; L-glutamate transmembrane transporter activity. Gene Ontology annotation, biological process: malate-aspartate shuttle; calcium import into the mitochondrion; L-glutamate transmembrane transport. The coding region runs from base 366 to 2387 and encodes 673 amino acids.
AAUCGCGAUUCAGAGUGGAAAAGCAACGCGUCGCCAGCGGAUGACAGUCAGGGAAAAGCGAGAAAACGCGCGCGUCUCCAAUACACAACGAAACGGUGAACCAGUCGCGCUAAAUACAAAAACACAGAUCCGGUCAAGUCUCCACUGCACUCCCUCCAUCCCAUCCCCUACCGCCACAUUGGCAGGAGUCCGAGUUGUGACGCGCAGCAUAAGCAACAGUUGGAAGCAGAUGCACAGAAGCGGGCUAUCAAUUGGAUAAGUGACAUAGACAUAGACGGAUAGAUAUAUCCCCCAGAUAGCGCGAGUUUACGAAGUUCGCGAAGAUCUAAGAGACUUUCCGAUUGUGUUCAUUCGAUUAAGUGGAAAUGCCGGAUAAGGAAGAGACCCCCUCGUUCUUGAAGCGCGCCGGCACCGACAAGCUGCGCGAGGUCUUCCUCAAGUACGCCUCUCUGCAACGGGAUGGGGAGCACUACAUGACCAGCGAGGACUUUGUCCGUCGUUUCCUCGGACUCUUCUCGGAGGCUGCAUUUAAUGACGAUUCGGUACGCCUGCUGGCGGGCAUCGCGGACACAAGCAAGGAUGGACUCAUCUCGUUCUCGGAGUUCCAGGCAUUCGAGGGCCUGCUCUGCACCCCGGACGCACUCUACAGGACCGCCUUCCAGCUGUUUGACCGCCAGGGCAACGGAAACGUCUCCUAUGCCGACUUUGCUGAAGUCGUACAAAAAACCGAACUGCACUCAAAGAUACCGUUCAGCCUGGACGGACCCUUCAUCAAGCGCUACUUUGGUGAUAAGAAGCAACGCCUCAUCAACUAUGCUGAAUUCACGCAACUGCUGCACGACUUCCACGAAGAGCACGCCAUGGAGGCAUUCCGCAGCAAGGAUCCAGCUGGCACUGGAUUUAUUUCCCCCCUAGACUUCCAGGACAUCAUAGUUAAGGUCAAGCGGCAUUUACUCACACCCGACGUCAAGGACAACCUGGUGGCGGUCACUGAGGGUCACAAAGUGAGCUUCCCCUACUUCAUCGCAUUUACCUCGCUGCUGAACAACAUGGAGCUGAUCAAGCAGGUAUACCUGCAGGCCACGCAAGGCAACCGAUCCGAGCCCGUCACCAAGGACCAGCUCCUGUACGCGGCCCAGACGAUGAGUCAGAUCACGCCUCUGGAGAUAGACAUUCUCUUCCAGCUGACGGGGACCGUCCAGCAGACGGGGCGAAUCGACUAUAGCGACCUCAGCAACAUUGCGCCCGAGCACUAUACCAAGCAUAUCACACAUCGCCUCGCCGAGAUCAAGGCCGUAGAGAGCCCCGCCGACCGCUCGGCCUUCAUCCAGGUGCUGGAGAGCUCCUACCGCUUCACCCUCGGCUCCUUUGCUGGAGCUGUGGGGGCUACUGUGGUCUACCCCAUCGAUCUUGUGAAGACGCGCAUGCAGAACCAGCGGGCUGGCUCCUACAUCGGGGAGGUGGCCUAUAGGAACUCCUGGGACUGCUUCAAGAAGGUCAUUCGUCACGAGGGCGCGUUGGGUCUGUAUCGAGGCUUGCUGCCCCAGCUGAUGGGUGUGGCACCGGAGAAGGCCAUCAAGCUGACGGUGAACGAUCUGGUGCGCGACAAGCUCACGGACAAUCGGGGCAACAUCCCGCUGUGGUCCGAGAUCCUUGCUGGAGGCUGUGCGGGUGCCUCCCAAGUGGUGUUCACCAAUCCGCUGGAGAUCGUCAAGAUCCGGCUGCAGGUGGCGGGUGAGAUAGCCAGCGGCAACAAGAUUCGUGCCUGGUCUGUGGUCCGGGAGCUGGGUCUCUUCGGCCUUUACAAAGGAGCCCGUGCCUGUCUGCUGCGCGAUGUACCCUUCUCGGCCAUCUACUUCCCAACUUACGCCCACACCAAGGCUAUGAUGGCCGACAAGAAUGGCUAUAACCACCCGCUGACCCUGCUGGCCGCCGGAGCCAUUGCUGGAGUUCCCGCCGCCUCGCUGGUCACGCCCGCUGAUGUGAUCAAGACGCGCCUGCAGGUGGUUGCUCGGUCCGGUCAGACGACCUACACGGGCGUCUGGGAUGCCACCAAGAAGAUCAUGGCCGAGGAAGGUCCCCGUGCGUUCUGGAAGGGCACAGCAGCUCGUGUCUUCCGGUCGUCGCCACAGUUCGGCGUCACCCUUGUCACCUACGAGCUGAUGCAGCGCCUCUUUUACGUAGACUUUGGCGGCACCCAGCCCCGAGGAUCCGAGUUGCUUAAGCCCGCCACUUCGCUAGAGAGUGCUGCAACACAGGACCACAUCGGAGGCUACAAGGCGGCAGUGCCUCUCCUGGCCGGCGUCGAGUCCAAGUUCGGCCUGUACCUGCCGCGUUUCGGUCGUGGAGCCGCCGCUGCCACGCCCGGCACAACGACUGCCUCCUGAUUGUACUUGCGCCAUCGCCUGCCCAGCGCCCCAUAGUCCAAGAGUUGUCCCGCAGGAUUGGGGGGAUCCGAGCGAGCAGUGGUGCACAGUUAGAAAAAAGAGCAUAUAUUUUUUGCUAGGACGCGUUUACACACACAUACACACACACACACAGAGAAGCACUGAAGAUUUUUCUAACGUUUAGGCGGGGAAGAUCGAACCGGAGAUCGUCCGAAUAUAUAGUACUAUUGUAUCUGAAAAACGGGAGCGAAAAACUGCCCUUGUGGCAGUCGACUCUUAACAACUGUUUUUACGUACACGCAAACCAAAAGAAAAAGAAAACCAUAGGAAAAUGUAUGUAUAUUAAAGAUUUUAUAGGGAGACUCUAUUUAGGAAAGUGUAGAACUGUUUUUUGUAAACUUUGUUAACUAGUUAAAAAAUCUAGAGCCACUAAAUUACCUACCAAUUACCAACCCAAUCACUGAACGUCAACUUUUGCACUCAAUGGAACUUUUAAAGCGUAAUCCUUCUAAUCUUAAUACGAAUUUGUUCAAAACAACUAUCAAGCAAAGGAAAUGCAAUGAAUGACCUCUUAGCUAAUAAAGAAUAAACCAAUAAACUUUAUGUUGAAAACAAAA